AUGGAAGCCAAAAGCAAUCUCGCUCAGGAGUAUUUGCGAGACUUUGAUUUGCAUCAUUUGGACGUGGUGAAAGAGAAGCAAAUUCGGAUUCCGAUAGUGCAAAGACUACCAUCAAUUCAUACCAACAACGGUACAAUACUUAUACCCCCUCACGCGCCCUCGGCGGUGCACCAUCAAAUAUUAACACCUCCUAUUCAUAAUGGAGACGAACAUUUAUUCUCACACGAAGGCUCGAUACUCGGAGCCAUGCACCAGCACCACCACCAUCAUAGCCAUAGUCAUCAUCAUAGCAUGGCUCUUUAUCAAUCUCAGUCUUCGAAUUCCAGAGGGGAAAUGAUAGCUUUUCAUCCUGGCACACCGGGAACACCUCCGGAUACUCCACCGAGCAGUCGUUCGACGGAUAGUCCCUUGCAUUAUGGAAUCGAUUCACAGCAUCCCCAACCGCCGAAUAAUUUAAAUUGCUUGAGCAAACCUGAAAUGGACGAUAGCGCUUGGCUUUUUCAACGACAGCAGUUUCGUAAUUUUCCAACCGAUUGCAACCCAAAUUUGGCUUUUUGGUUGUUGUUGUUGUUGUUGUUGAAUAAACAUAUGCAAGCUAUUACAAAAUAUUGCCUGGAUGAUAAUGAUGAUUGUCAAAAAACAAAAUUCAGGUUUGAUUAA
Messenger RNA from Pediculus humanus corporis (human body louse), 660 nucleotides. RefSeq lists its product as uncharacterized. Bases 1 to 660 code for a protein of 219 amino acids. The record is from RefSeq and is a predicted model, not a curated record. The transcript is spliced from 3 exons. NCBI's taxonomy places the organism in Eukaryota, Metazoa, Arthropoda, Insecta, Psocodea, Pediculidae.